Zingiber officinale is the source of this 1395-nucleotide messenger RNA. Its product is annotated as bromodomain-containing protein 4-like. NCBI's taxonomy places the organism in Eukaryota, Viridiplantae, Streptophyta, Magnoliopsida, Zingiberales, Zingiberaceae. The record is from RefSeq and is a predicted model, not a curated record. The transcript is spliced from 2 exons. Bases 1 to 1395 code for a protein of 464 amino acids.
AUGGAGGCGGAGGGAGGAGCCCACCAAGCGCAAGAAUCGAGCACGUCGCCGGCGGAAGUAGGCGGGGAAGGAGAGCGGCUGCAGGAACCUAGGAAGAGAAGGCCGUGGACGGCGGCGGAGGACGCUCUGCUGUUGGCGGACGUCCGGGCUCACGGCUCGGGAAAAUGGGAUGCGGUGACGAAGCGCACCGGGCUGGCGCGCACCAGCCAGAGCUGCCGGUAUCGGUGGUUUAAAAGCCUCCUCCCUGGCCUCAAGGACGGCGUCGCCUUCUCACGCGACGAGGAGAUCCGCCUCUGCCGCCUCCAUGCGGCGUUCGGCAACAAGUGGUCUCGUAUCGCCGCCCAAAUGGAGGGCAGAUCGGCGAGCGAACUCAGUCACUACUGGUUUUCCUACGUCAACCGUUGCCAGCGGGCCGGCGUCAGCAUCUACCCUCCGGAAGUACAACAAGCCGCCGCCGGACAAUCUGACCUCCACCGACCAGAACUCGAAAGGAACAAGAGUCAGACUUCUUCUUUACCGCAACAGCCUCCGCCGCCGCCGUAUCUGCUUCCCGUCGUCUAUCCCAAUUAUCCCGCCGUCUAUCCCAAUUAUUCCGCCGUCGUCCCCACUCAUCCGCCGCAACCACUCGGUGCCGUUUAUCCUGUGACGAUGGCAACCGCUCCUCCUCCUCCUCCUCCUCCUCCUCCUCCUCCUCCUCUUAUCCCGGUCAUAGAGGAGCUCGAGGCGUUGCCCGACAGCCAGUUUUGGCCGAUCUUCCUGGCAGUGUUGAAUCAGGAUGUUGAACAGGGGAGGCAACCACAGCCUCCGCUAGUACUGUCGAAUCAGGAUGUUGAACAGGGGAAGCAGCCACAGCCGCCGUCGCUACAGUUGGAACACGCAACGGAAUUUUACGAGAAAACACAGCUCUUAGCCUCGCUCCUACCGCAGUCGAAUCAGAAUGUCGAGGAGGGGAGUCAGCCCCAGCCGCCGGCGCUACCAAUGGCAAACGCAACGGAAUUUUACGAGGAAGGUCACCCCCUGACGUCGCUCCCGCCAUUGUCUAAUCAGAAUGUUGAACCGGGGAGGCAGCCACAUCCGUCGGCGCUACUGUCGGAAAACCCAAUGGAAUUUAACAAGGAAGACCAACCCUCGACGUCGCUCCCGCCGUUGCCCGAUCAGAAUGUUGAACAGGAGAGGCAGCCACACUCGCCGGCGCUUCCGUUACAAGACGCGACGGAAUUAAACGAGGAAGGCCAGCCCUUGUCGUCGCUCCCGCCACUGUCGCCGCUCCCGCCACUGUCGCCGCUCUCGUCAGUGUGGGAUCAGAAUGUCGAACAGGGAAUGCAGCCCCAGUCGCCGGCACUAUCGUUUGGAUACGCACCCGAAUUUUUCGACGAAUUUUGGGGCUUUUACUGA